Molecule: messenger RNA, 835 nt
Organism: Plectropomus leopardus (leopard coralgrouper)
Lineage: Eukaryota; Metazoa; Chordata; Actinopteri; Perciformes; Serranidae
Gene: spef1
Product: sperm flagellar and cilia associated 1
Biological process (GO): regulation of cytoskeleton organization
Cellular component (GO): axoneme
Molecular function (GO): microtubule binding
Source: RefSeq, a predicted model, not a curated record
GCUCUUAAACUCUCCAGAAACUGAUGUCGCUUUAACAAUAAUGGACCGAGAGCUGAACGAAGAGGAACUGCAGGAUUUGUACGCAUGGAUAGACAAAAUAUCUCUGUCCAGGCCCAAAAGACACAUCACAAGAGACUUCAGCGACGGAGUGAUGGCUGCAGAGGUUGUCAAAUAUUUCUUCCCAAAGCUUGUUGACCUGCACAACUAUAUUCCUGCAAACUCCACACAGCAGAAGCUCAGUAACUGGAACCUUCUCAACAGGAAGGUGUUUUCCAAGCUAAACUUCCAUGUGCCUGAGGAGACAGUGAGGAGGAUUGCACUGAGCACCACAGGAGUGAUAGAGCCUGUACUGAGCGCCCUCAGGGAGAAGAUAGACAAGAAACUGGAGCAUACUACAGAAAAUAUACUGGAUUUGGAAUACUACGACACUGGAAACCAGGAGAAACUUCAUACAGAAACUCGUCAGACUGAAGCAAAACUUGUGGCUCGGCUGGCAGGAGAAGAGAUGAGAAAAGAUGAAAAGAACAGACUAAAGAAUGGAAAACCACAGCACGCAGCGCAGUUUUACUCAGACAUGGACCCUGCUUUACGACUAUUUCUGCAGGAAAAAGAGCAAGCUGUGAUGGCCUUGCAGGAGACCGUGGAGAUCCUGCAGAUGAAAGUGAACAGGUUAGAGCAUCUGGUUCACUUGAAGGACAUGCGGAUCGAAGAUCUGACACGGCAUCUGGAGACAUACAAAGCAAAAGGCAAUGCACGCUGACAUGAAUAUGUACAUACAGAGAACUUGUUAUUGUAGCUCUGAGGUUUAACCCUUUAACUCCAAUAAACUCAUAAA